This is a messenger RNA of Gracilinanus agilis (Agile Gracile Mouse Opossum), 2408 nucleotides long. RefSeq names its product WD repeat domain 86 (gene WDR86). The transcript is spliced from 6 exons. The record is from RefSeq and is a predicted model, not a curated record. Gene Ontology annotation, molecular function: protein binding. Lineage: Eukaryota; Metazoa; Chordata; Mammalia; Didelphimorphia; Didelphidae. Bases 1 to 1194 code for a protein of 397 amino acids.
AUGGGGGGCAAUGGCUCGGCCCUGAGGGUCUGCACAGAUCACAGAGGAGGUAUCAACUGGCUCAGUCUGAGCCCCGACGGCCGGCGGCUGCUGACAGGCAGCGAGGAUGGCACUGCUCGCCUGUGGAGCACCGAUGACAGCCAGUGUCAUGGACACUUCCAAGGCCAUGAAAGCUACAUCACUUUCUGCCAGUUGGAAAAUGAAGCUGCCUUCACCUGUAGUGCUGAUCACACCAUCAGAAAGUGGGAUGUGGUCACUGGGCAAUGUUUGGCUGUUUACCGAGGACAUACAUCAAUUGUAAACAGGAUCCUCGUUGCCAAAGACUACCUCUUCAGUGGCUCCUAUGACCGAACGGCCCGCUGUUGGAGUGUGGACAAGGAACGGCAAAUCCAGGAGUUUCGGGGUCACCGGAAUUGUGUCCUGACCUUAGCCCACUACUCGUCCAAGGACAUCCCAGAUGCAUCCUCGGAGCAGGGAGAGAAGGCCAGUGGAGACUUCCUAGUGACGGGCAGCACGGAUGGCACAGCCAAAGUUUGGUGGGUGUCCAGUGGGUGUUGCUACCAGACCUUGAGGGGCCACACUGGGGCUGUCUUGUGCCUUGCUCUGGAUGAACUCAACCAGGAGCUGUUCACAGGCAGCACCGACUCUACCAUCCGCACUUGGAACCUUGUGACUGGAGAGCCACUGAAAGUGUUUAAAGAGCAUCAGGGAUCAGUGAUCUGCCUGGAGUUGGUGAAUCGUCACUUGUACUCAGGAAGCGCAGACAGAACCGUGAAGUGCUGGCUGGCAGACACAGGGGAGAGCGUGCGCACGUUCAGGGCCCACAAGCACAGCGUGAGUGCCCUCAAGUACCACGCUGGCACCCUGUUUACGGGCAGUGGAGAUGCCUGUGCCCGAGCCUUCAAUACUGAAUCCGGUGUGCUACAACGAGUAUUCCGGGGCCAUACCUUCAUCAUCAACUGCAUCCAGGUUCACAACGAGAUGCUCUACACGGCCUCCCACGACGGCACGCUGAGGAUCUGGGACAUUCACGGAGUCUGCAAGCAGAAUGUGCGCAGCCGCCCCAAGAGGGAGGGGCUGGCCCAGAGCCGCAGCACCCCCAAAAGGAGCCUCUCCCAGCUCUUCAACAACAAAGUCGGCUGCACGGUGAGCCCCCCUCAGGGAGGGGAGUGUGAGGCCAUCGAGCUGCUCUGACUGCAGGAUAUAGAAGGGGCCCUAGGGAGCCACCGCUGGCCAAAAGCAAGCUGUCCUCGGUACGCGGCAGAAGGGAAGUCUAGACGGUCCCAGGCUUGGAGAGUUUUUAAAUUGCUGAAUGAAGGUUUGGAGAUCCAUUUCCUCGGUGAGCUCAGGACACGGAAGGCCUUGUGGCCACGCUUCACUUGGGUCACAAUGGUAAAAGCCCCACUUCUUGCCCCAGCUGCUUCCGGGACUUCUGGCGGGGCCUGACAGAGGAGCCUGGAGGACUAGAUGAGCUCCCUAUGUGCUCAUUAUCAUAUAGCUGUCAUUUUAAACUAUUUUUAAAAAUUCCUCUCUGCAACCAGCUGCUGCCCAGCCCUGUUCUCAAGGAAACAAGAAAUGAAAAGAUUCAGUUUCAUUUCAUUACUUGGCAAGGGAUGAAUUGACACCGGCUCCCCUUUUCUCUUCUCCCUCCUCUGUCUUCCUCCCACCUUUCCCCAUUUUUCUCACGCCACCUAUUUCUCCUGCUUCUCUCCUUCCUCCUAUUUCUGCCUCUCAUUUCCUCCCCGUAUUGUCCCCAUUAGCUUCCCACUUCCAUCUUCCCAUGUUUCUCCCUCUCUUCUCUCCACUCCCUCACCUGCCCCCAGCACCCAUAUACUCCCUCCAACACUGGAGAUGACCAAGUGAAAGGGAGCCUUUGGUAGGGCAAGAAUGGCUGCCAUUCCUUAGACACUAACUUAGCCCAGCCCAGCUUCUUUCUUUGUCCUGGAUCAACGACGUGAGGGUGCUGGCUUGAGGACGAGAGAUCCCAGUCCCUCCACUCCUCAAGUCCUCCGAUGCCAGAGCCUUAACUCCCGAGCUGGAGAAGAGGCUGAGCACGAAACAUUAUUUUUCAAAACCUUUCCAAAGGGAACCAUUUUGAGCCGUGGAUGUGUGUGUGAUCGCUGUCAUUUUUCCAUUUUGGUCAGUGCCCUGUGAUUGAGGGGACUCCAUAGAAAACUGAAAUACAUGUCGUUUGCUUUCUUGGUGUGCUUUUCUUGACUUCAUUUUGGGGAACUAGAGGGCUAAGUCCUAUGUUUGUGCAGAGCACUUGUAAAUCCAGGGGAGGAAGGCUGGGUGGGACAGUGGCCUUGAAGUUCAGGAGGCCCCUUUUAUAGUCUCACCUCUCCCUCUGAUGCGCCCUGUGUGACGUGGAGCAAGUUAACUUUUCUGAGCCAUAGGCUCCCAGUUUG